Molecule: messenger RNA, 934 nt
Organism: Exaiptasia diaphana
Lineage: Eukaryota; Metazoa; Cnidaria; Anthozoa; Actiniaria; Aiptasiidae
Exons: 6
Coding region: 1-831 (276 amino acids)
Source: RefSeq, a predicted model, not a curated record
AUGAUUGUUCGAGGUUCUGUGUGCAAUCCCAGAAGGCACUGGGAGUUAAUAUACAGUAAAAUCAUGGAAUCUUUGGUGAGAGUGGGCUCAGAUAUUGACGGGCCUGUUAUACGUAAAGUAUACGGUCGAUUCUACAACAUAGUGAACCUGGACAAACAUGAAGAGAACCGGAUAUUAAGGUUAUUCAUAAAGGCGAAGUUGGAUGGAAUGAAUAAACUACAAACAGCAGGGACAUUUGCUGACGCUGACCGCACGUAUAUCGCAGGCAACGUUGUUAUCAAGACUACAGUUGUCAUUCUGCUUUUUGCUUUUCUUUUUUGUUCUUCAAGCUCAUCUCCCAUCAAAAUCCGACAAAAUCCUAAGCUGAAGAUACCAAGUGGUUCUAUAGUCAAAAAUGGAUAUGUGGUCGAAGGAAGUGAAAACAACGCUGUCACAAUGAAUGACUUUAAAAAGAAGCUGUCUGUUAUUCACAUCGGAGCAGAAAACACUUGCUAUUUAUCUCGACUGGAAAAACGAACACCAACACUGAAAUUAAAAACAGCUAGAUCUUCAUCAUCAAAAACUACCACCAUCUGGACCAUUCAAAAAGCAUUUGAUCUUCGAUCUGUACUCAGUAAGAGGAUGGCCAAUCUGUGCUCUCGUAGUUCGAUUUAUUGGGUCAGCAAAAUUGCAGAGACCACUACACAGUCACUAAACAUCGGAAACAAGCGAAGCCGACGGUCACAAGAUUGUGGCUCCAAAAUUUGCAAGAAACGCACAGGAUUUUACAAAGUCAAUGGCGUCCUACAGUGGGUGGUAGACCAACUGAUCUGCAUAACAUACACAUGUUAACAUUCAGUCACCACAAGACAUUAUUAGKAAAUUGAAAAAUGCUAAUUAAUUGGGUUAAUGCUAUUUAAAUUAUUUAUACUAUUUAUUGUGUAUUAGCAAUAAG